AUGUCUGAGAAGCACGAUAUCGCCGAUACCCAGGUUGAGCUCAGCGAUGAGAAGUUGGAGGUUACCGCCUUCGACCUCUUGACCGACCACGAGAAGGAACUCCUCGAGCUCGAAGCUCGUCUCAACGCCGAGCUCGAUGCCAAGUUGAUGGCCAACCCCAACAAGAUGCCCAUGGCCUGUUACUUCAUCUUGCCCAACGAGUUUGGUGAGCGCUUCUGCUACUAUGGUGUCCAGCCCAACUUGAACAAAUACUUCCAGCUCGUCUCUGGAAUGGACAAGACCCAAGCCAAGGUUUACUCGACUGCUUUCACCAUGUUGGCUUACUUCUUCCCCUUGAUCGGUGCUGCCUUGUCUGAUUCCUUCCUUGGCAAAUGGUGGACAAUCAUCUCCUUCUCUAUCAUCUACUUGAUCGGUAUGAUCAUGGUCACCGUCUUUGCCAUCCCCGGUGUCAUCCCCGCCUCCAACUUCUUGACCUUCCUCCCCAUGCUCGUCAUCGCCAUCGGUACCGGUGGAAUCAAGCCCUGCGUCUCCUCCCACGGUGGUGAUCAGUACCUCCCCUCCCAGGAGCAGGCCAAGGAUUUCUUCUUCAACAUCUUCUACGUCGCCAUUAACGUCGGAGGCCUCCUUACCCAGUUCAUCGUCCCCAAGAUGACCGAGCUCCAAUGCUACGGUCAGGACACGUGCUACUCUGCUGCUUUCUUGCUUCCUACCGUCGUCUUUGCCCUUGCCUUGUGUGUCUUCGCCUCCGGCCACAAGUUCUACCGUAUCGUCCCUCCACUGGGCGAGUUCUUGCCCCUCAAGGCUGUCCAGGCUUCCAUCCUCGCAGCUCGUCGCCACUCCAAGGCCAGCCAGGAGGAGCGUGCUGCUAAGGGCCACUGGCUCAACUUUGCUGAGGAGGAGUACGGUGGUGUCUUCCUUGAGGAGGUCCGCGAUUUCGGUCUUGUCCUCGUCCCCGUUGUCAUUCCCUUCGCCUUCUGCUGGAUGUUGUACAACCAGAACUCGAACGAGUGGGCCAACCAGUACUACCUCAUGUCCGGUGCCCUCUUCGGCGGCAAUGACGAGAACUCCACCUAUGUCCAGGGAGCUAUGUUCUCGAACAUCAACACUAUCCUCAUCAUCCUCCUCGUCCCCAUCCUCGCCUUCUUCGUUUACCCCUUCUGCGAUCGCCGCGGCUGGAACUUUGGCCCCCAGCGUCGUAUGGCUCUUGGAUUCUUCCUCGUCGUCGUCUCCUUCGCCGUCUCUGCCGGUCUCGCCCCCAUGAUUGAAAAGGCUUACCUCGACUCUGGCCGUCUCAUGGAGGACUCUGCCAAGUAUGACGGCAAGUACUGUGAGAAGUGCUACUCUGCCUGGUUGCAGUUUCCCCAGUGGUUCCUUCUCUCUCUCGGCGAGUCCCUCUUCUCCCCCACCGGCGUUCAGUUCACCUACAUCGAGGCCGGUCGCCAGUUCCGCGCUGUUUCCACUUCCUUCUGGUUGUUGGCCUCGUCGCUGGGCUCGAUCUUGAUCAUGAUCUUCGAGCCUGCUUUUGACAGCGCUGGCUUGUCGAGCUCGACCCGUGGCUGGGCUUACUCCGGUAUCGGUCUUGGCGGUUUCUUCUUGUACUGCUUGACGUCGUACUACUACAUCCCUCGCAAGCUUCGUCCUUCUAUCAACGAGUCUGCUCGUUUGGCCAAGCAGGCUGAGAUGACCUUGAUCCGUCAAUAA
Molecule: messenger RNA, 1701 nt
Organism: Linnemannia hyalina
Lineage: Eukaryota; Fungi; Mortierellomycota; Mortierellomycetes; Mortierellales; Mortierellaceae
Source: the annotation of a GenBank genome assembly